AUGUCUGCGUUCUGGGCUGUCUUCCUCCUCUGCAGCCUGCUGACCCCUUCACAAGGACUUGGAAUCAUGUCCUCGGUUGCCAAAGUGGGUGUAGAUGAUAUUACAAAGUCACUUGCCACACAUAACCUCCAGAAACUUCCACUUGGCCUCCUUGAAAAAGAUAGCCCUCUUAGCAGUCUCCUUGGCAGACAUGGUGUCCUUGGUGGUCUCCUUGGUGAAGACAGUGCUGCUGGCAGACUCCUCGGCAGAGAUGGUGUCCUUGGUGGUCUCCUUGGUGGAGAUGGUGCUGCUGGUGGUCUCCUUGGUGGAGAUGGUGUGCUUGGUGGUCUCCUUGGUGAAGACGGUGCUGCUGGCAGACUCCUUGGCAGAGAUGGUGUCCUUGGUGGUCUCCUUGGUGGAGACGGUGCUGCUGGUGGUCUCCUUGGCGGAGAUGGUGUCCUUGGUGGACUCCUUGGCAAAGAUGGUGCCGCUGGCAGUCUCCUUGGCGGAGAUGGUGUCCUUGGUGGUCUCCUUGGCAAAGAUGGUGCCGCUGGCAGUCUCCUUGGCGGAGAUGGUGUCCUUGGUGGUCUCCUUGGCAAAGAUGGUGCUGCUGGCAGUCUCCUUGGCGGAGAUGGUGUCCUUGGUGGUCUCCUUGGAAAAGAUGGUCUUGUUGAUGGUCUCCUUGGAAAAGAUGGUCUUGUUGACAGUCUCCUUGAUGUUGUCCUUGAUCUUCUCAUGGGCAAAAAUGGUCUCCUUGGCAAAGAUGGUCUCGCUGGCAAUCUCCUUCGUGGAAAUGGUGGAGAUUUCACAGUGGCAAAAAUUGUGAACAACACUCUCCCCAAAAUAAGUCUGCGCUCCCUGUCAGGCCUUGGGCAUCAGGUGGGCUUCAAAACCCAGCUGUUGGUAGAGACCAAAAGUGCAGCGGGCAGGGUGCUCUGUGUGCAGGUGGAAGCAGAUGUGGCCAUGCUGGUCCAGGACAAGUGGGCAGCUAUCCAGAACAAUAAGGACUGCAAGACUUCUAACAUAAACAUCCAUGUGAGACCCAACGUGCCACUUCUGGAUCAGCCUUUAAAACGCUACCUUAGUGAUGUCCUGAGUGAGGUGGGGUGCGACAUCAUCAACACCAAACUCAACAUGGUGAGCGCUCUGCUCGGCUCCAGGACCUCCGCACUCCCGCUCAGGGGUCUGGGAGAUCUGCCCCCCUUUUCCAUCAUCAGUGGCAAUGCUAUCAAGCUGGACCUAAACCUCCCCUUUGAGGACAUGGAGGGGAGCGUGGUGGCCUCCACGCAGGGAUGGCCGCUCACUGCCACCCUGCUGCUGGCCACCGGCCGCCCGCCGCAGCUCAGCCUCUCCCAGCGCGCCCUUGACGUCCUGCUGCAGCCGGUCCAGGGGCAGGAAGCCUUCAACCUCAACAUCACCAACUUGAUGGUGCCCGAUAGCAUCUCGCUGUCCACGUCUGCCCUUCUCCCAGUCAUCCCCCAGCUCGCCAAGAUCCUCCCCAGCUCUCUGCCACUGGAGCUGCACGUGCGGGCGGCCAACGAGCCAGUGGUGGCCGUGAGGGGCAGAAGAGCCACUGCCACCCUCAAAGCCUCUAUUGAUGUCUUCAGUCCCCUCCUGCAGUUGUCCCAGAAGCCCCUCUUCUCCCUCGACACGGACAUCAUUCUGAACGUCAUCCCAUCAGUCUCGGAUGGGAAACUGCGAACCACCCUGGAUCUUGACAGUGUUAAACUGACACGGGCACCCCUGAGACUCAGCCCUCUCAGUGUCUCCCCGCUUGCAGAAUGGCUCAAGCAAGUCCUUGCGGCUGCAUACGUACCUGCCGUUAAUGAUGCCUUGAGCGUGUCGGUCCCUCUGCCCAACAUUCUCAACACCAGCCUCAGAAACACCAAGGUCGACAUCACCGAUGCAGAUGACUCUCCUGACCAGACCGAUCUAAAAGGAUCCUGCUCGGGAGGAUCCUUGACCUCGGACAUCAUCUGAAGCAGGCAACAUGCUGCGA
This is a messenger RNA of Grus americana (Whooping crane), 1978 nucleotides long. Its product is annotated as BPI fold-containing family B member 3-like. Gene Ontology annotation, molecular function: lipid binding. Lineage: Eukaryota; Metazoa; Chordata; Aves; Gruiformes; Gruidae. The coding region runs from base 1 to 1959 and encodes 652 amino acids. The record is from RefSeq and is a predicted model, not a curated record. The transcript has 15 exons.